This is a messenger RNA of Ostrinia nubilalis (European corn borer), 5344 nucleotides long. RefSeq lists its product as uncharacterized. Lineage: Eukaryota; Metazoa; Arthropoda; Insecta; Lepidoptera; Crambidae. The transcript is spliced from 16 exons. Bases 696 to 4268 code for a protein of 1190 amino acids. The record is from RefSeq and is a predicted model, not a curated record.
GCUCGCUCAGUCCGCGUCUGACCACGGGGGACGUGCGUCGCUACGUACGAGAUUCACGUCGACCGAUUCGCUAACCUUGCACACACAUCGCAUCUUUCGUGGGACGCCUUCAGUGCGACUCGUACCGGAUAAUUUGACGAACUGUAAACAGAUCACGACCUCCUUUAAUGUACUUUACACAGACCGGUCCCGAACUUGACCUGUGAUUGUUUUUCCGAACUGUCAGUGCGCGUGUUGUGCUUUAUCGAUAACAUAACCUGUACCGCUUCAAGGGCGCAGGGGACUCGAUACCUGGUGUUUGGAUGCGGUGGAGCAGAGUAAUGCGAAUGGGUCUAGUCUAGUUGAUCUUGUAAAAUAUAAGUGGGCGUAUUCGAAAGUUUGAAAAUCGAUCGGGUGACGUGCGUGCGUGGGAUUGCGUUUACGUAAUCUUUGUUUACCUUGGGAAUAUGCACUGUGGUGACUGCUUGCUGUGAUUCCUGCGGCCUGCUGUACCUACUCCUGCUACAUUCGAGACUCCCAACCUUACACGUUGUGGAUUGCUGGCAUCACAGAAAUAUAUUAUCGAAGAUUAUGGGCCAGUGUGAUCAAUCAACAUAAACAGCAAUUUAAGGAAAAUCAUAUCCAGGAGUCUGGAAUGAUCCAAACUACUAAACAGUACCGACCUCCUGAUCGGAUGUCUAGGCGGUGGGCGUGAGAUGGCACGCGCGGGCAUGCUGCACAGGGGAAAAAAUGGAGCAGAAGGGUGCGAUGACGUGCAACGGUCGCUUGAGCUGCUGGACCAGGUGCUGAGCGAGUACGACGAGGGCGGGGAGCCGCCGUCUCUGGAGGCGCGAGCGGCGCCGCCCACGCCGGCUACGCCUGCCACGCCGGCCACGCCAGCCACGCCGGCCACCGACGACGACUCGCCGCUCGCCGGGCACACCUCCGAGGACGAUGGAUACAUGAGCAUGAACGGCAGAAGGGCGAAGUUCGCGUUGGGUUUCCGUCCGACGGAGGAGCACGAAGAGCCGUCGCCGCCGGACCCGCCGUCGCCGCGCUCGCCACCACCGCCCGAGGAGGCGGAGAGGAUCAUCUCUACAUUGCUCCCAAAGGUGUCUCCAGCGAAUUCAGCUAAGCGAAUUAUUUCAAUUGAACAGCGAGAAGCGGAAGAGAAACUGGAUUCAAUCAUCAGCGUCAAUGGAAUCACAACCGCAACGCAAACUACAUUCCCAAAAACAAGGCACCAACGUCCCUACGGCUGGGAGAAAGAUGACGACACCAACGGGUUCCACUUGCAGCAGCCACCAGCAACUGCGUACCGCUUCGCCUCCCUCCAGCACGGCGCGCGGCCGCCUCCGCCCGAAGCCCCGUCGUGGCUCCCUCCAAGACCUCCAAACCAAAAGAUAUCGCCCAGCGUAGAGAAACCGCCAGUCUUCCCCUUCAUGGGUUUCUCCAGCGAAUUCAGCGACAAACCGUAUAACGAACAUCCCGUCACAAUAUACCCCGGACCGAACAUCCAAUACAACAAGUCACAUUCUCCGACGUACAACAUUCAAAAGAUAUCACCUUCGAACACAAAGAAAGGUAGCAUGAAACGUGACAGCCGGUCCGAUGAGAUGCUGUCGCCUAAGUGCAAGAUACCUCCGCGGACUCUCGCCGGUUCUAUGGAGAGGCAUAGAGAAGUGUGUAGAGGCUCUUCGGAGGAUGUCAUGGAGGGCUGCCGGAGCAGAGGCACCGACGAGGAACACUUCUCGGACGACUCGCUGGAAGAGUCGUUCCCGCCGCCGCCGCCCACCGCGACCACGCCUUCGAAACGAAACUCCAUUGCUUGGGAGGUUUCCCUCGAUGGUGAUGACCCUCUACUCACUCCUGGAAGCACUAAGGUUAUUGGCAGGCGAAGAAGAAAAUCAGGUGACCAAUCACAUUCAAGUACAAGUUCAAUACCACAACGAGUGGAUGAUGAUUGGGGUGAAGAAUACUGGCCUCCUCCGCCGCCAAUAGCCGCGUGCGAACCUCUCGCUUCCCCCUCCUCCGACGCCGAGCAAGACUCUCGGCGCGCACAAGAUCUGGCCUCCGGGACCUACGUCAUACGAAAGGGAAAGAAUCGCAAACAGUUACCCAGUUUCAAUAAAAACGCAUCCAAUAAACCUUCCAAUAUCAGUCAUCUAACACACAGUCACAGCCUAAACAGAAGUUUAGACACAGAGAGGUCAAUAGAUGGCUCUAGUAUAUCAAUAAGUGGAUCAGGCUCCGUAGGUUCAUAUAACUCGAGACCUAGUUCGGAUUUGAGUUUACCUCAAUCUCGAUACAGUGUAGAUCUCAACUCGAGAUUAAGUCGUGAACUCAAUACGCCUAAUUCUAGGUAUAGCAUAGAUCUCUGCACACCAAAUUCUAGACUGAGCAAAGAAAUAACGUCGCCCAAAUCAAGACUUAGCUUAGAUCUUAACAAUGGACCCGAUAGAUACAUUACACAGGAAUAUUUCGGCCAUAGCCCUAAAAGUAGAAAAGUACCUAGUGAUAAGAGCGCAAUUUCUAAAAAUAAUGUGGUGCAAAGUAAGCUGUCACCCCAAAACAGGUUCACUGAUUUCAAAAAAUAUUCUUCGACCUUCGAUAAUAUACAAUCUCUUAUAAAAGAAGGAAAGGUUGAGGAGGCGCCACCGCCUGAAUGUAACGAGACCGUCAAUGAACUGACAAUGGUGCCUCCGAACAUGGUGAGAGUAGUUUCACUGCCAAGUUUAGGAGGAGAAGGAGAGAGCAACAGUGCUAGUCGACAAGCUCUCAUAACUACUGUCGAAGAGGAAGAGGAUCAAGAAAGCGGCGAACCUGAAUCUAGCGGGGAGACAUCUCCUUUGCGGAAAAUUGAAAACAAUAUUAGCGCUAUACUUAGUCAAGGUCGGGACCAAAAACAUUUUACCCCAUACAUACCUAAAGACUGGAAUAUCCAUAAGGAUGAAUACUGUGAUGAUGUGUCUAAAGAUAUAUUAGAUAACAAUUACCGUUAUAGUUCUAGAGAGAGACAAAAGAGACAUGAUAUACAAAAAUCUUCGAGUCAUAAUGAGAUUCAGAAUCAGAGGUCGAUGGAGCGUCGCGACCGUUCGUCUUCAGGGCGAAGGUCUAAUAGUAUGCAUAAAUCGACGAGUGCGAAGGAUGUGCCCGUCAGCUUAAUGCGUCAGCCUUCAUCAUCAGACUCUGCGGUGUCGAGUGGUGGCGACUUCCCUCUGAAUGUUCAAAUAGUUGAGCAUUCAUACAGACAUCACCCCUUGCCUCCGUCGCCUAACAUGGGCCACGAGAUGGGACCACUGCCACAGACACCGGAGUCCCCGAAAUUCCCUCCUCUUCCACCAUCGCCUGUGCAAGAGGUUGAGGAUGAAUAUACAGAAAUCAUGCAACCUACAGAAAAGCGGCACUCAAAGAAAGCUGACACGCUACCAACACCUACCAUGGAUUCAAGAAGAAGGCCUUCAGAACCCCCAGCGGUGCCACCGCAUCGCGACACUACGAAUAGCCUCAAGACGCGGUCUAUGGAAACAAGUUACAAUAAGAAUAGGAGAAGUAGUAACCAUAAUUUCAAGAGCGGGUCCACUGAUAGAAGAACAUUACCUACAGAUAUUGGUGCAAGCGGAGCUCGACGACGAACACUACAACGACAAAACAGGGAGGCGGCGGCCGCCGGCCGGGGCCCUUUACAGACCUCGGCCAGCCUGCCCGAAACACCUGUCUUCGCACGAGGCUGCGACGUCCCUAGGACUCCUCCUAGGAACUCCUCUACGGGGCCGCCGAGAAACAACACCAUGAACUCUAUACAAUCAAUAGGGAGCAGUGCGACUCUCGGAGGUUACGGGCGCGGAUCGCUCAUGGGCGCUUCGCCGGGCGUAUGCACAGGCGCUGACUUGCUGCGGCUAGGCGGACCUCCACGCGGCUGGUACCCUCGACAACGACACCGGCCGGCUUCUAUCGAGCACCUGGACAGACUAACGGCCUCAAAGACGACGGCGGAGCACCCGGCGCCUUGGGAGGGCCCGGGCUCCCGCAAACCCCUGACGCUGCCGCCCAACCUCACGCCCAAGUUCUUCCAGAAGUCCCCGAGGGAAGCCCUCAGGAGGGUCACCAGCUUACUAAUACGAAAAGGGAACAACGGGAAGGAGAAAGAAAACGCACGAAGCAAGGAAGCCACGUCGCCCGCAGCCCGCUCCGCCAACGGAGAGGAGCAUCCCGGCCAGAAACAACGGAAAGGAUUCUUCAGGAGCCUAUGGAAAAAAUCUCGUCACUACUCAUUAGAGCAUCCGUGAUGCGCUAACAGACUUUUGAUACUAAUACGAAUCGGAAAAAUAUUUCAUAAGAAACCUUUGGAAAAUGAUGCUAAUAGGACAACCUUAAACUUCUUCUAGUACCUCCUACUAUAGAGCUGCAAGUGAGAUAGGAACUGAACGUUCCAUGCACAUAUUGUAAGUGAAUAUACCAACUUUUCUGGCAUUGUGUCACACAAAAUGUAUUUUAUACUUUCAAAUCACCAAGUUCAUUAAUUAAGCUUUAGGACAUAUUUGUGAAUAAUACGGCGUUGGAUUUGGGUAUAAUGAAUUACCUAUAAGAAAAAAAUAACAAAUUUAUUUUUGAGAUAAAUAAAGCCUACUCGGCUUUGUAUGCUUGCAUGUUCAAUGAUCAACAAAUAAUCAAGAUUGACGUGUUAGCUUGUUGAAAUCGCGUGUUAUGUUUGUGUUAAAUCGAAAUGUAUAGCAGUAUCAUUAAUUUGUCUAAUAUUAUUGUAUUCAACGCAUAAUUUAUUUGUAAGAUCGCAUGUAUUUCAAUCAAAAACUAAAUUUUCCUUUUGAAUAGCUAAAGUGUAGAAAUGUAGAUAACCACGUAGCAUGUACGUACAAUAAGUUUCGGUUAUAAAACCCAUGUCAGUUAGAGUUCAGAUAAAAGUUUUGGAUCUACAUUUAUAUUCACAAUAAAAAUAUCACAUGAUAAGAGUUUACACACUGAAUUUUCCACGUUUUCUUUAUAACCACAUAAUUCACCUGGUUACAGCCAAGCACGCGAAACGCAUAUCGGUGGCGAUAUUGCACAACGAGACACGGCGUUGAUACACCGUGAUGUUAUUCACGCGUCGAAACGUCGCGAUUGUUGUGCUAUUGCAAUAUUAUGUUGAACGCGGAAAUUUUUGGGCCCCAUUGAUCCAGGUGGAUAUUAUGGUUUCAUGGUUGUAGUACUAGGGAUGGUUCUGUGUGUUGUAAUUUUAAAAGAACCACUUGAUAGGCUAUUGCUACAAGUUUAACAUUUUAUACCAAUCCUUGUAUUCGAGUGUACUUAACUCAAUAAUAUUGUAGAUUUGUCAAAAGAAAAUAAAUUAUGUUCAUUAGCAAUA